Messenger RNA from Panicum virgatum (switchgrass), 1488 nucleotides. RefSeq names its product thiosulfate/3-mercaptopyruvate sulfurtransferase 1, mitochondrial-like. Gene Ontology annotation, biological process: transsulfuration. NCBI's taxonomy places the organism in Eukaryota, Viridiplantae, Streptophyta, Magnoliopsida, Poales, Poaceae. The record is from RefSeq and is a predicted model, not a curated record. Gene Ontology annotation, cellular component: mitochondrion. Gene Ontology annotation, molecular function: thiosulfate-cyanide sulfurtransferase activity. The transcript is spliced from 11 exons. The coding region runs from base 166 to 1089 and encodes 307 amino acids.
CUCCAAUCCCUGGCUCAAUGGCGGCUUGCUGCCGCUUACAAGCUGAAUUAUUUGCGCUCUUUUGAUUCUCCUCCUUGGAGGUUAUCCCCUAGAAAUCUCACCUGCGAGCUUCUUUUUCUAGCUAAUCCAGUCCGCUCGGUCUCUCUGCAAGCCCGCACGUCGGCUAUGGCGCAGGAUGAUCCGGUUGUUUCUGCUCAGUGGCUGCACCUGCACCUAGGAGCGCCUGACGUUAAGGUUUUGGAUGCUUCCUGGUACAUGCUGGUAGAGAACAGGGAUCCAUGGGAAGAAUACCAGGUGGCACAUAUCCCUGGUGCGUUGUUCUUCAACAUAGAUGGCAUAGUCGAUCAGAAAACUGACUUACCACACAUGUUGCCAUCAGAAGAGGCUUUUGCAGCAGCAGUUUCUGCGCUGGAUAUAAAAAACCAGGAUAAAGUUAUUGUUUAUGAUGGAAAAGGAUUCUUCAGUGCACCUCGUGUUUGGUGGAUGUUUAGAGUUUUUGGGCACAAUAAAGUUUGGGUGUUAGAUGGAGGUUUACCUCAGUGGCGAGCUUCAGGGUUUGAUCUUGGAAGUGCCAACCCUGAUGAUGCAGUUCUUAAAUCCAAAACUGCCAAUAAGGCUGUUGAAAGGGUUUAUAAUGGUGAACUGACAAAUACAAUCGCAUUCAAGACUGAAUUUCAGCCUCAUCUAUAUUGGACACUGGAAAAGGUCGUGCAUAAUGUUGCUGCUAAGAACUACCAACAAGUAGAUGCCAGAUCAAAGGGCAGAUUUGAUGGUGUAGCACCAGAACCACGGGAAGGAGUAAGAAGUGGACACAUACCAGGAAGCAAAUGUGUUCCGUUCCCAGAGAUGUUUGAUGGUGCACCAAGGCUUCUGUCCGCUGAAGAGCUGAGGCAAAAGUUUCAGCAAGCAGGAAUUUCUCUUGACCACCCUAUUGUUGUCAGUUGUGGAUCUGGCGUGACUGCCUGCAUACUUGCUCUGGGGCUCUAUAGAAUUGGGAAGCAUGAUGUUCCAGUUUAUGAUGGAUCUUGGACAGAAUGGGAAGCACAAUCAGAUUCUGAUUACCCAAUAGCUACCACUGCUGCUGCUUAAAAUCCCCAACUCUAAAGAGAUGCGAAACAGUCCAUCCAUCCUGGAGCAUUCAGUUUAGAAUGUCGGCAAAGAUGACAUUUCCAUGUUACAAGCUUUGCACUUAAACAAAGGCAAAGCUUAUAAGGGCAAGAAAUGCCCAAUAUGAUCUAUGUUGUCCUGUGACAGAAAGAGAUAAAGAGAACAUGAAGCAGGGACAGAAAGUGCACCCUUGCCCAUUCUUGUGACCCUAUUGUCAGCAUCAAACUUAUGGUUGACAUAUACUAGCGUCAUUGUAUUUACCAUACAGAUUAUCAUGCUCACGAUAUUGCAGCUAAAUGAGUUAAGCAUGGCAAAUUCUUGUUUUUGGAUCAUAAUAUGAUGAUUAAUGUAUGAGAGUUUCAACUCUCAUAGCAAUUUUUA